Messenger RNA from Penicillium nucicola, 1110 nucleotides. Its product is annotated as 3-isopropylmalate dehydrogenase. The transcript is spliced from 3 exons. Gene Ontology annotation, biological process: L-leucine biosynthetic process. The record is from RefSeq and is a predicted model, not a curated record. Bases 1 to 1110 code for a protein of 369 amino acids. Gene Ontology annotation, cellular component: cytosol. Gene Ontology annotation, molecular function: NAD binding; magnesium ion binding; 3-isopropylmalate dehydrogenase activity. Lineage: Eukaryota; Fungi; Ascomycota; Eurotiomycetes; Eurotiales; Aspergillaceae.
AUGACCAAAGCCUUUAAAAUCCUCAUUCUCCCAGGCGAUGGCAUCGGCCCGGAAGUCAUGACAGAAGCCAUUAAAGUCCUUAAAGCCUUCGAAACACCAGAACGCACGUUCGAACUUCGCCAAGAGCUGAUAGGAGGCUGCAGCAUCGACACCCACGGUAAACCAGUAACAGACGAAGUCAAACAAGCUGCUCUAACCUCCGACGCCGUCCUCUUCGCCGCCGUCGGAGGACCCAAAUGGGAUAAUGCGCGACGUGGACUCGAUGGCCCUGAAGGAGGACUACUGCAGCUGCGCAAGACACUGGAUAUCUAUGCAAAUCUACGCCCGUGCUCGUCUACCUCACCGAGUUCAUCGAUUGCCAAGGAGUUUAGUCCAUUCCGGGAGGAUGUGAUCAAAGGAGUUGAUUUUGUUGUGGUGCGGGAGAACUGCGGUGGCGCUUAUUUUGGGAAGAAGGUUGAAGAGGAGACCUAUGCGAUGGACGAAUGGGGGUACUCCGAAGCCGAGAUCCAGCGUAUAACUCGUCUCUCCGCCGAAGUAGCAUUGCGACACAACCCUCCUUGGCCAGUGAUCUCUCUCGACAAGGCGAAUGUGCUGGCCUCUUCUCGACUUUGGCGUCGCGUGGUGGAUAAGACCAUGGCUGCUGAGUACCCGCAAGUCAAGCUGGUGCACCAGCUUGCCGACUCGGCCUCGUUGAUUCUAGCGACGAAUCCACGAUCUUUGAAUGGUGUUAUUCUGGCGGAUAAUACAUUUGGAGAUAUGAUCUCCGAUCAAGCUGGGUCGAUUGUUGGUACUCUUGGUGUGUUGCCGAGUGCCAGUCUCAAUGGUCUCCCUGGUGAUAAGAUGCUGCAGACGAGACCGUAUGGAUUGUAUGAGCCUACACACGGGUCUGCUCCAACUAUCGCCGGUCAAAACAUCGCCAACCCUGUUGCAAUGAUCCUCUGUGUUGCGCUUAUGUUCCGUUACUCGCUGAGCAUGGAAGCAGAGGCCCAACGGGUGGAAGAUGCUGUGCGAAAUGUGUUGGAUUCUGGACUACGAACCCCUGAUUUGGGUGGUAAAGCUGGAACUGAUGAAGUGGGUGAUGCGAUUGUGUCUGCACUGAAGCAUAUGUGA